This is a messenger RNA of Polistes dominula (European paper wasp), 1821 nucleotides long. RefSeq names its product FMRFamide Receptor (gene FMRFaR). Gene Ontology annotation, molecular function: G protein-coupled receptor activity. Gene Ontology annotation, biological process: G protein-coupled receptor signaling pathway. NCBI's taxonomy places the organism in Eukaryota, Metazoa, Arthropoda, Insecta, Hymenoptera, Vespidae. The record is from RefSeq and is a predicted model, not a curated record. Gene Ontology annotation, cellular component: membrane.
UAAAAAAAAAAAAAACAAAGUUAAAUAUAAGAAAAUAAAUAGAAAGAGAGGAGUAGUAAAGUCAAAAGAUAAAUCAAUGAUAUAAAAUGAUGGAAACAACGACGACAACAACGGUUUAUUAUAAUACUCGUCCAUCGUAUUAUCAAAAUGAGACUAACGACACUAACGUUCCUGCUGAAUGUUAUCAAAAAAUAAAUUCAACCGGUUUGUUCGAUUUUAUCGUAUACGGUAUAUUAAUUAAUUUCGUAGGACUAUGUGGUAUAUUAGGAAACACCAUAUCAAUGGUGGUACUUUCUCGACCACAAAUGAAAUCUUCCAUUAAUUAUCUACUCAUUGGUUUAGCCAGUUGUGACACUCUUCUAAUAAUUAUUGCGAUUCUCAUCUUUGGAUUACCAUCGAUUUACCUUUACACCGGUUAUCUUUUUAACUAUCAAUUCGUCGUUUAUCCGAAGAUAGUCAAAUAUUUAUAUCCAAUAUCGUGUGCUGCACAAAUAGCAACAGUUUAUUUAACGUUAACUGUAACAAUAGAACGAUAUAUCGCAGUUUGUCAUCCACUCAAAGCUAGAUCAUUUUGUACAUGUGGACGUGCACGUUUGGCUUUUCUAAGCAUCGUUAUUUUUGCAUUAAUCUACAAUUCACCAAAAUUUUUCGAAAUAGAAAUUUACACUGAGAUGCAUUGGAAAUACAAUGUAGCAGUUUAUUGCGUACGUCCAGCAUCUUUGAGAAGCAACGACCUUUACGUGACCGUAUACGUCCAUUGGAUGUACUUUUUUGUGUGUUAUUCCAUUCCUCUAAUCGCAUUAAUUAUUUUCAACGUGGCUAUUUAUCGAAGGGUCAGAAAAGCGAACAGGGAUUUGCAACAACUGACUCGUCAUCAAAGACGUGAAAUUGGAUUGGCAACAAUGUUACUUUGUGUUGUGAUAGUAUUCGUAAUAUGUAACAUUUUACCACUUACAUCAAACAUUAUGGAAACAUUUAUCGGCGAUCCACCUAGGUGGUUAGUUCAAAUUGGUAAUUUAUUGGUUACCAUAAACAGUAGUAUCAAUUUUAUAAUAUACGUGAUAUUUGGUAGAAAAUUCAAACGGAUAUUUAUGAAAUUAUUUUGUGUUACGGGAAUUUUCAAUCGUGAAAGAGACAGUCCAGAACAUCAAACACGUGACGAGUCGAGCGUGACUAAUAUGACGAACAUAGAGUUAAGAAAUUCUAUUAGAAAUAAUCAUUUGAAUAGAACAAAUACCAUCAAUAGAAACAAUUACGUUCAUUAUACAAAUGGGGGAACUAGACAAAGCAUUGGAUUAUCAAAUAGACCAACAAGUCCAGGUACACUCGUUUAUUAUCCCCCAUGUAAUUCUAUGAAAAAUUUAAACAAAUUAAAUAAUAUAUCAUCCUCCGAUCAAAAUGAAUGGAAUAAAAAUAAUAAUAAUAAUUCUUCUAUAUAGUUCCCAUUUGUUAAAUGAUCACCACAAAUUUCUAUUCAAUCGUGUUAUAUAUAUAUAUGUGUGAGUCCUAAGAUAAUAUUAACCCUUCGCACUCGAGCCCAUUUUUGCUUGUGCUAAUCAGCAACUCGAGACGAUUUCUGCAACAUUAGGGAAACAUUUCACAUAUUAAUGUAAUAAAAUUUCAUCAAUUAAUUUAUUUUUAUAUCAAAAACAACUAAAUUUGAAAAAUAUUAUACUCUGUAAAAUUAAUUUUUGUAUGAUAUUUCGUAAAACAAUACCCAAGAUGUAUCCUCGGUUUAUCAGGACACGUAUCAUAAUAAUUACUUUAUAAAAUAAUUAUUAUAAAUUUAUAUUUAUAUUAUUAUUAUUUAUAUUAAAUUUA